CUGUUGUCAUUGUUGUUCCUACCCUGUCUUCCUGGGAGCAAUGGUAGCCUCUUAAAUUUACAAACAACCGAACCAAGGCAACAAGAUGUGAGGGCAGGGCCAGGCUAUGCAGUGGGUGUGGCAGAGACUCCACCCCCCUGGCUGAGUUUCUCUGAGAUAGAUAAAACCACCUGGGACACUUCUCCACUCACUAGCUGUGUGACUUUAGGCAAAUUACUUAACCUUUCUGUGUCUCAUUAGUCAGAUUAAUGGAAUGAAGAUAGUAAUAGUAGCAUUUUCUCUUAGGGGUGCUGUGAGGAUUUAAUGAGGUGAUACAUGUAAAGUGUUUACAGCCCGGGAGGUCAGGGGGAUGAGAUGAGCAUCCUGGUUGGACAGGGCCGUGGGCCUCAAACUACUGUAGUGGUGGCUCCAACAGGAGCCUCUCAGAGUAUUGCUCAUUGGAAGCACAAAGGCCAUUCACAGGGACACUGUCAUUCACCUUGAUAUGAGUGGGUCAGGGAAGGCAGUCUGAUUAGCAGACACCUGGAAGAAGUGUUUGAACUGCGGGGUUGUGGGGGCUGUGUGAGCCAUGCCAGAAUCUGAAGGAAAAAUGUGGACUGUACAAGGCAGAGGAGAAAGAAAGUGGGGAGAGCCCAAGAUGAGAGUGUGCUUUGCUAAUUCAAAGAAAAGCAAGAGGUCAGUAUGUAUGGCUAGGAGUAAAUGAAGACAGCAGUGAUAUGGUUCAGAGGGAGACUGGACCUGCAGGGCCUUGUAGUAUGGGUUUUGAUCAAGGAGAAAGGAAACUGGCACUUGCUGAGGACACAUCGUGUGCUAAGCUCUGGGCUGGGUCUAAUCUUUUUAAUAAUUCUGCAAGAGCAGCUGGUACAGAUGAGAAAGAGGAGCUUACAUUCUUGCGUAUAAUCAAUCAGGUGGCUCACACAUGGCAAAACCAGAAUUUAGACAAGGUCUUUUGGAUUUCAGAGCAUACUCCAGACCUGCUUCAAAUUUAGACAUUUGUUAAUUAUCUAGUAUUUGAAUAUACUUGUUUAUUUCUUUGCUUCAAGUCAACUGAGAUGAUACAGGAAAGCUAAAUUUCAACUCGCUAAUUUGCAUGAACACAAUUAAUGACUGUAAAAAAUCUUUUUGGAAGGAAGAUUGUACCAGAUAUGGUUUCAUUGCUUGAGCAAAUUAACACAUCCCCUGUUACCUGGUAUGCAUUAAUCUGGGUUCUUCAGAUAAAUAGAACCAAUAGGAGAUAGAUACGGAUACGGAUAUGGCUACAGAUAGAAAGAGAUUUAUUUAAGUAAUUAACCAACAUGGUUAUAGGGGCUCAGAUGUCCCAAGAUCUGCAUCUGGCAAGCUGGAGACCCAGGAGAGCUGAUCAUAUAGUUCCAGCCUAAGUCAGAAGGGCUGAGAACCAGGAGAGCUGAUGGUAUAAGUCUGGUUCAAGUCUGAAUCCAAAUGCAGGAGAGGACUCAUCUUCUAGCUUAAAGACACAGAAGCAAAGAGAGAAAAUCCCCCCCCUUUAAUUCACCUUUUGUUCUAUUCAGGCCUUCAAGGGAUCUGUUGAGGCCCAUCCAUAUUAAAGAGUGCCACCCACUUUACUCUUUCUACUGAUUUAAAUGUUAAUUUCUUCCACAGAUACCGUCACAGCAACAAACAGAAUAAUGUUUAACCAAAUAUCUGGGUACCCCAUGCUCCAGUCAAGUUGAUACAUAAAAUUAACCAUCACAAAUACCAUUUUUUAUGAAUGUAAGUACAAUUAAAGAAAAUGUCAAGUCGCAACAAGGAGGCUCCCACACUGCACGUGGCUUCUCUGGUCUUGCAGGGAGGCCUGAGCUUGCCUGCCCCAGAGCCCCAUUUUUCCUUGCACUGAUCAGCUUCUCUAGAUUCCUGAGACUUCUUUUGCCUAUACAAGUUCUCUCCAUUUUCAAAAGCUCUGCCUCAUAGGACAACUAAACAGGCAGCAUUCUUUAAGAUAAUCUUGAUAAGGGAUUUUCAAAAUGUGCUAUGUCAUGGCUGCAUGGAAAAUGGUCAUAUUUGUACAGCACACAGAAGAAAUGGAUGAAGCUGCUUGUAGCCACAGGGUAGUGGCCUGGUGGGGGAGGAUGAACUCUAGACAUCUUGAUUCUACCAACUGUCUCCUUAGACCACAAGUGUACCUUUGCUACAUGGUUGGAAAAAUCUGAUUGAAAUCAAGCCAUCCAUCUUAUAGGUGGGAAUACUGAGGCCCAGAGAGGGAAAGACUAGAGCUAGAGCCACCUCCUUUUCUCCUGGGACCUGCCUGUGCAGUUCUGGUCAUACUGCAUUGCCUGUCUGAUCCUUUUCUGCCUCCUCAUUUCUGAAUUAUUCAUUGGGCAUUUGUCACAAACUGUCAGGGACAGCUGACUUGUGUGGGUGUGUGCGUGUAUAAGCACAUAUGAUCUUUUCCCAAUUAGAUAAUAAAUCAUCUGGGGACAGGGUCUUUUUCGUGUUCUCUUUCUUUUCUUAUACCCUCCAAAUUACCAGGCAUAUCAGGUCAUACUUUUCUAUGUAUUAAAGUAUAAAUGAAUAAUCAUCCAUCAUUAGCCUUUAAAAUAAACUGUAGCAUCCUCCUACUUCAAAUGUCUUUUCUUCCAGAAAGUAUUUGCUGAUACCUAGCUGUCAAUGAUCUCUGGUUUGUCUCACCUUCCAAAGCAUUUUCUUUGUGACAUCGUAGAGCUUUUACUGCUUUCCACCUUAUAUUAGAGUCAUAGGUAGAAAUAUCCCAUCUCCUUUUCCAAUGACGUGAUCACCUUGAAGGUAGAAUACAUGUGGCUCGUGUAAUACAGUGGUGUUUACUUCACAGGCAUUCAAUUCUAACUCCGCAUUUUAAAAUGUCUAUUACAUAUCAGAUACUGCACUAGCCGUGUCAUUGCAGGAGCUCAUUUAAACUCCACAGCGGCUAUAUAAGGUGCAUAUCCGCUUCGUUUUUAUUAUAUAAGGAAGCUGAUGCUCAAAGAGGGGAGGUACCUAGUUCCAGACUGAGUUGAAGCCAAACUUCUGGUUCCAAAUGCCAUACCUUUGUUUUAGCCCAGGAUCGUUGCCUGCUUAUCUUAGCAAAUGUUUGUGGAAUAAAUAUGCAAGCCAAGAAUAGGUGAGUUAAUUCAUUUGAAGGCUAGCAAAUGCUGAACAUAAGUCAUUUGUGGCUUUUGGAAAUUGUUGUGAAAAUACCUUUAUACUGUAAAAAAUGAAAAGAACGUUGAUUCUCAUGGAUCACUUCUGCUCGCCUAUGGAUUGUCCCUGAAACAUCUGCAAGUUCAAUUGAAAUAUGACUUUCAGAUGAAAGAAUGCUAUCACUGUCCCAAGGCUUUCUUUCCUGAUUUGUACCAACAUCAAAGUAGAAGUUUAUACUUUUUCAUUUUAAUGGUAAUCGGUUUCCUUAAUAAGUCUUGUCUUUAAGAGGUAAAUUCAAUCAGCUGCCGUCUGCUAUGAGACUGAGUGGUUGUGGCUCCGUGUGUGGGGGGUUGGUGGGGCAGGGCUGUCUUUAUUUUUCUGCUCUAUUUUCUUCUUAUUUCCCUUAGCAAUAAUUGACCCCCUUGCAUGUUAAAGACUCCCGCAAAGGUAGAAGAAGGAAGGCAUGCGCAGUGAUGCUGGAAUCAUCUUCCAUGUGGUUAUCUAAGUGUGGCCUCCAAGGAAGUUACUUCUAGAGCCCAGUUAAUUUCUGACUUAAUCAGAGCCCGGAAGCCCCAAUCAUGCUUCUGAAUUUGGUAAUGACAAGUGUCUUUGCAAACAUCUAGGAAGAAAACAAGCUUAGAGGAAGCUUUGACAGACAACAGUAGUUAAGCCCCAGCAACAGUGUGACAGAUGCCAGCUGGACAGUGUGAUAGGCUCCUGCUCAUGGGUGGACAUGGCAAGGACUGUCCAGAGGAGAAAUGGUCACCUGAGGCUGGAACACAACAAGGGCAGUCUUCCAGUAUGACUAGGCACUGAAGUUUUCAUGACUCAGCCCAUCCACCAAAGGGACUGAUCUUAAGAGUUUCAGUCUUAACCUCCCUGUGUGGUGGGACAGACACAGCAACUAAUUGGGAUGUGUGAUUCACUCACAUCGGCUCUCUACCUGGGGUCAAACCAGGCAUUCAAUUCUAACUUUGCAUUUUAAAAUGUCUGUUACAUAUCCAAUACUGCACUAGCUGUGUCAUUGCAGGAGCUCGUUUAAACUCCACAGCAGCUAUAUAAGGUGCAUAUCAGCUUCGUUUUAUUAUAUAAGGAAACCGAUGCUCAAAGAGGGGAGGUACCUAGUUCCAGACUGAGUUGAAGCUGAACCUCUGGCUUGGCAGCAGGGUAGAGAGCCCUGAGAUGUUGGCACAGAGAGUUGAGGAGUGGCCUUUAUUAUGCCGAGGCCUGCAGGUAGAUGAGCUUGAUCUUCAGUCAUCAGAUACUUACGGAAUGUCUGCAGGCACUGUGCUUGGCACUGGGGCUAAUGAUGGUUAAUGCAUUUUCUGCCCAUAGGUGAAGCCUAGUGGAAUGCUGUUUCUCAAAAUAUAUUCUUUGAUCAUGGAACUUGUCCUAGCAGGAGAUGCUCAGAAGGCAUUCAUUCAUCUCUUCAUUCAUUGUACAAAGGCUCUAAAACACUAUGUCUGGGUGGGCUCUAGGAACAUAACAGUGGGCAACACUGAUGUGAGCCUGGCCCUGGAAGCCUGCAGAGUGUCUGAUUGUGGGCGAAUACAGAUAGAACUGGGGAUAUGAUCUUUGUAAUCAUUUUAAAGGUGUGAAUAUAUGUGUAAUGCAAACAAAAUUGAAGAGGGAACGUGUACACAAUUAUUAACCAACUUUAGUGUGUUUCAUUUACAUCGUGACUGUGUGUCUUAAAAGUUUAUGUAAAAAGCAUUGCUGCAUAUUGAAGUCUCUCAAAACUGUCCAUGGCAGGUCUGGGCUCAGCAGUGCUUCUCUAGUGGCAUCCUUUAAUUUAGGCAGGCUUGUGCAACACUGUCCCAUCUUGAAGUAUUGAAGAAGACUGUAUCUCCAGGCCCUGGCUCCUCAAGCUCCCCCUGCCUACAGGAGCCUUUCAGCUGCCUUUCUCUGUGGCUCAAUGCCAUUCAUUGUUUAAGCUACGGUUCAAGGAUGAACGACUAAAGUGAUUCAUUCCUGUAUUUGACAGAUAUUUAUUGAAUGCCUACUUCAUGCCAGGCAUAGCUCUAGGCAGUAAGGAUAAGACAUAUCAGUUAAGGAAAAAAUGUAGAUACUAAAUAAUAACUUUAAUAAUGUUAAAGUAACAAUAAUAAUAUUUUAUUAUGGUAAUAACAUUAAGAAAAAAGUACUAAAGUAAUGUAUUUAUCUUAUUUAGGUAAUAAUUAUAUUAUUAUAUAUAGUAUACUAUUAUAAAUAAUAAUAAUAACUUUAAGGUAAGGUAAUAAAGGAAUAUUUAUUGCCUUCUAGUAUAUUAGAAGGUCAAAAGGUCAAUGGGAAAAAUGGAGCCGAACCAAGGAGAUUAUGGCUGUUGCAGGGAAGGCCAUUGCAGUUGAAAAGGGCGGUCAGGAUGGUUCUCAUUGAGAAAAUGACAUUUGAGCAAAAACUAUUAAAAGGUGAAGGAGUGAGCACACAUAUAUCUGGGAGAAAUGUAUUCUAGGCAAAGAGAAAGGGCAGUGGAACUGACAGAUUUGAGGACAAGCUAGGAGGCCAAUGUGAUGGACCUGAUAGAACAAAGGAAGAAGAGUAGCUGUGGAUGAGGUCGGCAAGGUCCUGGGGGUCCACCCUGAGUCUGAUGAAGGGUGCUGCUGGAGAGCGUGUUCUAGCGGAGGGUCCCAGUGGGACUCACAUUUUAGUGGCAUCACUCUGGCCACUCUAUGGCAAGAAAACAACAGGGUGUCAGGGGUGGAACUGGGGGACCCUGGCGGCAGCGUGUUCUUGAUGGACUAGUAUGGAAGGUAUGCAGGGACGCUGGAUAUAUUUUCAAGGUAAAGGCAAAAGAAUUUUCUGAAAGAUUGAAUUUGGGGCGUGAAAUAAAGAGGAGGCUCAGAUGACUCACUGUUUUUGUCCUAGCAACUAGAAGGAUGGAAUUGUCAUUAGCUGACAUGAGAAAUAAUGUGGGUAGAGCAGGAUUGGGAGGAAAGAGGAAGAGUUCUGUUUUGGGCCACGCUGAGUUUGAGUUAGGCAUUGGAGUGUAGCUUCUGAGUAGACUGCUGGUUAUUGCUGGCAAGGGAGAGGUCAAAGCUGGAAAUAUAAAUAUGGUAUUUAUCAAAAUAGAGAUGAUAUUUGAAGGUGUGAAACUAAGGCAAGAUCACCAAAGGAGUGAGUCCUGAUAAAGUAGAGAGGCUGAAGGGCCAAGUCCUGGGAAGUGCCAAUAUUAAGAAUUUAGAAAAAGAGAAAGAGGCAACCAAAGAGACUGAAAAGGAGCACACAUUGACUAGAAGGAAAAUUAAGAGACCCUGACCUCCUAGAGAUCAAGUAAAUAAAGUCUUUCUAAAAGGGAUGAUAACUCAAUUGUGUCAAUUAUUGCUAAUGGGUUUAAUAAAGAUGAAGAGAGAGUUGACCAUUGGCUUCAGCAUCGUGGAGAUCACCAUGUCCUCUGCUCUCACCCCCAGCCCACCCAGCCUGCCUCCUUUGCAUGCCAUCAUGGCAUGAUCUGCUUAUGUUGCUGCAUCUCCUGCAAAACAUUUUUCUGUCUGCCAUCCUGCAGGCACGCUCACUUGUGUGCUUAUGCAACAUUGGUGAGCACCUCCCAUGUGCUAGAUGGAAUGAGUAUGCAAAGUUAAACUUGGUAUUUUUCUACCCUCAGAUGUCUUACAGCCUAAGGAGAAAAGCAAGGUGUCUAGAAUCUGUUACAGCAAAAGAAAGGGAUUGAGGGAUAGUAAAAUUAUGAGAGUUCAGAGGACAAAGAAAUUUUCUCUGGGAGUCAAGGUUGAGUCCAUGGCUGAAGUGGCCUUUAAAUUCGGCCUUGAAUGCUGGAUAGGAUUUAGAAUUAAACAAAUGGAGGAGAAAGAAGAAUAUUUUAGAAAAAGGGGCAUAUAGGAGUAAGGGCAUGCAGGUGGGAAGGCUGGAAAGGGGACCCUGGGCUGAAGGCGUGGCAUACGGAGGAGAAGGAAGAGCGGAGAAUGAGGCUAGGAUUUGGGCCAGGGACUCAAUGAAGAGGGCCUUAGAAAAUAGAAGCUGGGCUUUAUUUCUUAGUCAGUGGAGGAAUCAUUAAAGGUUUUUGAGCCAUAGAGUGAUGCAAUAAUAGCCGUGCUGCUUUGGGAAGAGUCAUCUGGCUGUGUGUGCAGAACUGUCCAGGAGAAAGAUAAUAAGGGCCUAAAUUAGGGCAACAGAAGUGGGAGCAGAGGAGGGGGCGGAUGUGAGGCACUGUAGGAUCAGAGUUCACGGGCUCAGCACUCCAGAGGGAUAGGCACAUGGUGUGGAUCUGGGUCCCUGGGCCCUCCCUGAGAAACUCGUCAGCCUUUUGAGGUCAGUGGCCUCGGCUGUCCCUUGUGCUUGUCAUCCCCACCCCCACCCCAUCCUCUUCCAAGCCCAUGUGUGCUCAAGCUUCACCUCGUUAAUGAAAUGAAGCUGCUUAUUUUUGGAACUCUGUGAUUAACAUAGUUUCUGUGUUUAGGAAACAAAAGAACCCUGUGCAUUUCAGGACUCUCUACCUGCACUGUGUCCACCUAAAAAGCAGGGUACCACCAUCUUAAGGACAGAAAAGCUACAGGACUCUAGGAGGCCACCGUCCUGAUUUGGGAAGUCCAACUUACUUUGGCCAGACAGCAGCUAAGCUGGUUCAUCCCAUCAGCCUGGAUUGGUGAAACUGAAUCACAGGAGAUAUUUCCAGGUUUGCUGGGAUGGGAAACCUGCUCAAAGUCCUUACCAGGGAAAUUGAAAACUAUCCACACUUUUUCCUGGAUUUUGAAAAUGCUCAGCCUACAGAAGGAGAGAGAGAAAUCUGGAACCAGAUCAGCGCCGUCCUUCAGGAUUCUGAGAGCAUCCUUGCAGACCUGCAGGCUUACAAAGGCGCAGGCCCAGAGAUCCGAGAUGCAAUUCAAAAUCCCAAUGACAUUCAGCUUCAAGAAAAAGCUUGGAAUGCGGUGUGCCCUCUUGUUGUGAGGCUAAAGAGAUUUUACGAGUUUUCCAUUAGACUAGAAAAAGCUCUUCAGAGUUUAUUGGAAUCUCUGACUUGUCCACCCUACACACCAACCCAACACCUGGAAAGGGAACAGGCCCUGGCAAAGGAGUUUGCCGAAAUUUUACAUUUUACCCUUCGAUUCGAUGAGCUGAAGAUGAGGAACCCGGCUAUUCAGAAUGACUUCAGCUACUACAGAAGAACAAUCAGUCGCAACCGCAUCAACAACAUGCACCUAGACAUUGAGAAUGAAGUCAAUAAUGAGAUGGCCAAUCGAAUGUCCCUCUUCUAUGCAGAAGCCACGCCAAUGCUGAAAACCCUUAGCAAUGCCACAAUGCACUUUGUCUCUGAAAACAAAACUCUGCCAAUAGAGAACACCACAGACUGCCUCAGCACAAUGACAAGUGUCUGUAAAGUCAUGCUGGAAACUCCGGAGUACAGAAGUAGGUUUACGAGUGAAGAGACCCUGAUGUUCUGCAUGAGGGUGAUGGUGGGAGUCAUCAUCCUCUAUGACCAUGUCCACCCUGUGGGAGCUUUCUGCAAGACAUCCAAGAUCGAUAUGAAAGGCUGCAUAAAAGUUUUGAAGGAGCAGGCCCCAGACAGUGUGGAGGGGCUGCUAAAUGCCCUCAGGUUCACUACAAAGCACUUGAACGAUGAAUCAACUUCCAAACAGAUUCGAGCAAUGCUUCAGUAGAGCUCUGCUCAAAGAAGAGGAUCUAUGUGCUGACCUCAGAAGAUGUAUAUGUUUACAUAAUUUAAUACAGAUUGAUGUUAAUACUUGUGUAUUUACAUAACCGUUUCCUUCUUGUCACUGAAAUAUAUGGACCUUAAUUUGUAUCCUGACUGACUCAACCCAGCAGAGCAUAAAUUGACUUGAGAGCCUUACCUUUGAUGUCUGAAAUGAAACCCCCUUCUCCAAAGGCAAAAUUCGGAGACUUUGAUCUUUGCUACUGGAGUCCUUUAACAACAUCUAUAACGAUAAAAAAUUCCUAAUUGUUUGUGGUAGUAUUUUAAUUCUAGAUGUGUUAUCUCUCUGGGAAGUAUAGUUUAUAGAAACACAAAAUAUUUGAUUUCCUGUGUCGGCUCAGCUACAAGAAACACAACUGUUAUCUUGACAGAGGAAGAGAGGAAUCCAAGAAAAAUGCAUGUGGAGAAUUAAACCCAAGUGUUUCGAAUUCAGCACACCCCCUCUCUGUCCUCAGACUGCAGUCCACACGUGCAACUUUUCUGUUUGCACGUGUUUUAUUAAUCAGCAUACUCCUUUUCUGUUUGGAUUUAUAUCCCUCUAAUGUUCUCCUUUAAUUUCACAUGAAAAAAAAAUCUCCUGUAUUUUUUUCAGUUAGUGGGAGAGCAGCAGAAAUAGAUAGAUGUGCUGUUGCCACUGGACUGAUGAAGGUGGCUGUCUUGGAACUGGGAGACAGGUCCUCAGAGGUGCACUCAGGCAACAGGACAGCCAUCUCUCUGCUUCAGCCCUCUGCCUACAGGGAUUAGGGAAAUGGAGCUCUGGCUUUGAAGUUAUUUGUGAGUUUAGCAACCUUCCAGUUACCUGCAGAGUUCUGGGUGCACAGCCACCCCUCAUAAGAGCCCUGUUCUCUGAAGACCAUUCAUAUGAGAACAAAGGUCUAGGAUACUGCAUUAGUUACCAGAAAACUAGGGGAAUUUAGAGGGAAAAAAAAUCCAUGUUUUCUAUUUCCCAGGUUUUUAAAAAGUAGCUCUUCCCCAACCCCGUUGCUAGCUUGUUGCAAUAUAAAAGCCCUGGUGCACCUGAAUUUACUCCUGGCCUUACUAAUGAUUCAUAAUGUGAUCUUGAGAAAUGUGUUUAAGCUUUCUGAGUCUUAACCUCCUUGUCUCUAAAAUGGGCAAUUAAAACAAUCUUCAAGAGCCCUGUAAGGUUAAUGCCGAUAAAAUGACUGACUCCGCCCUUCUUCCUUAGUACGUAGUAUCCAGCAAGCAUUUGCCCCACCUUGUCUUGUUGAUGAACAAUAUUAUGAAGCCUGCAGUCAUUCUCUCUGUACAUCAGAGCUUAGUUCGAAUGGAAUCAUGAAAAUCUCUGAUUCUGACCUCCUAAGGAAAAAUGAAACCCAGAGGAUGUGGUCAUACAGGAUGGCUCCCAUGUGGGCCUAGAACCCAGGAUGCUUCACUCUUGACUCCAUGCUCUUCCUUUUAUACCAUGUGGCUGUGAAUACAUACUAUGGGAUGGGAUUCAACCCUUCUAAGUAAAUCCUCAGUCUGGUCUAUAUUGUUACUUGCCUGUUUCCACUAGAAGGAGUCACCCAGGCAUUUAGUGAAUGAUAAUCCUAGAAGUUGAGUCUGAGUACAUCAGAGUUUGGCAUUAUUUGCAACAUCCCAGGAAUGAGCUAUAAGACUCCAUUGCUUUCUGGACUUUAGUGACCAGCUGAUCUUCCCUUGGAUCCUCCAAUAAAGGGGAAAAAAUACUUGUCUUAUGUUGUUUUAGCAAGGGAGUUCAGCCAAGUGACAGGAAAGAUUCCCUGGUCUGCAUCUAAACAUUAGUCAACAGAAGGAAAAGGCUCUUUUCCUUGGAGAUUUUCAAGUUGAAAAAGUACAGCUGCUUGGAUGGAGUUUCUCUCAUCAGAAUAGAAAUAUGCUAGGUGGUCUUCAAGACCUUUUUGAACCUACAGAUUCUAAACCUUAGAGGAAGCCAGAAUAUGUGAUCAUACCAGGUGAGGAAAGUUAGGAGAUAUUCAUCUUAAGAGAUAUCCUAUUUGGCAGUCACAUGUUACACUUGAGCAACAAUUGUCUAGGCUAGAAAUAUAGAACCACACAAUAUUUAUCAUCAUUGGGUCAAUUUCUCCCCCUCUAUCAAGUGAGGAGAUUAAGGCUUAAAGAAAGGAAAGGACUUGCCAGCCACCACAGGGCUCAUGAGGGGCUUGAACCCAUGUCGUGUGUCUCUACCACAGCUGACUCUCAGCUGGCUAAUGGAGAAAAUGUGAGGAAUUACCUGUCAAAUUAGAUUGAGCUCAGAGUAAAUAGAUGAGCACAUUUAUAACUCUAAAUUAGACUUUCUAUCAAAUGGGACCAAACAUAUGGAAGGGGCUGCUGUCCUGCCUCAAUUUAGCCAAGACUUGUCUUGUCUCAAAGCCAAGACUCAGCAGUACAUGGAUUCUGAGAAGUCCAGGGUCUGAAUUGUUGUCUCUGAUUACUGGAAGGACAGGUUAACUGAAUGUCUGUGAUCACUAACAGGUGAUGGGCUUUGUGCCCACUCCAGAGAUAUUGUGGGAGACAAAUUCUUUUAACAGCCUGUCCUCCCGGCAUCAGGAGUCAUUGAACAAUCAUGGAUUGUUGUGUUUGGGAUUUUUUUUUUUUUGGCUUUGUUUUUGGUUUUUGUGUGUGUGUGUGUGUGCUGCAUGCACAUGCGUCCAAGACUUACGGGUGGUUUAGGGGAAAGUGCUAGCAACAGUGUCAAUGUCAUUGUUAACUAUAUUUCAUAUUUGAGGUCUCAUUGUUUUCAAAUAAACAGUGUUUUCCAUGACUGAGAUAUUUAUUUUUGGGAAAGCAACGAGGUAAAAAUUAUGUUUCUCAGAUGCACUGCUACUUUGGCGUUAUUACUGUGUUCUCAGAAACUCGUUGUGCACCACUAGGAAUUAGUAGUAGAAAAAAAAAAACAAUAACAAAAAAAAAAAACAACUGGAAAUGGAUGUCUUCACAUUAGGGGUGGAGUAUUAACAACCAGAAAGAAAGUUUGGAUAUUACCUUUUAACUACUAGUUAACAUCAUGCUUGAUCAACAUUUGCUCCUAGUUAUCACCAUUAAAUUAAGACCUUAAUGGUAAACUGAGGUUACUGAUGCAUCAUCACAUUUAAGUAAAAAUAAUUUCAUGUUUUCCCCAAAGAAAAAUUAAGCCUCCCAAUCUUAGGAUCCAAUUGUGCAGUAGAAUUCAGAGACUUCUCAUUCAAUCUUGUAUCCUAUGCAGCUACAAAUAUUUUUUAAAUGUUAGUAAUAAACAUUGGAAUUUUGUCUUAAAGAGUUCAAAACCUUGGAACCCAGUUUUCUCACUACGUCUAUAAAGGCCAUUACAGACCCAAGGCUGUUUUGCAGUUUUCAUAUGUUGUUUGCUGAAGUCAUUGUAAUUUUUUUUGCCUGCUUUGCCUUUUUUUCUACAGGAGUUUUGAGUGUGAAAUGAAAAUUAAAGUUUGGUACAUAUAUUUAAAAA
Homo sapiens (human) is the source of this 12200-nucleotide messenger RNA. It is a transcript of the gene CYRIA, whose product is annotated as CYFIP related Rac1 interactor A. Gene Ontology annotation, molecular function: small GTPase binding. The coding region runs from base 7752 to 8723 and encodes 323 amino acids. Gene Ontology annotation, biological process: regulation of actin filament polymerization. Lineage: Eukaryota; Metazoa; Chordata; Mammalia; Primates; Hominidae. The transcript has 12 exons. Gene Ontology annotation, cellular component: membrane. The record is from RefSeq and is a predicted model, not a curated record.